Dibothriocephalus latus is the source of this 645-nucleotide messenger RNA. The record is from the annotation of a GenBank genome assembly. Lineage: Eukaryota; Metazoa; Platyhelminthes; Cestoda; Diphyllobothriidea; Diphyllobothriidae.
AUGGGUCAUCCCAUUAGCGAACAGGUUUCCGGAUCACGUCUUCUCCUUCAGCCCGCUAACUCACCCCUGACCCCGUUAACUUUGGACAUCACAACUCCUUCCGAUUUUAUAUAUACGCUGAACUUUGUGACUCCUCGCUGGCACCACUUUCUUAGUUCUUUAAAGCCAAUUGGUCUAAGUCUCUUGCUAAACAACUGCCAGCAGCAUACACGCGAGCAUUACAUCGAGUUUGCAGACCAUCUAGUGGCCAUGACCACUUCACUGCGCCAACGAACAGUCGAUACGAUCUCUGUCGCUGGCCCCAAUGACUCCACCAGCCGAACAAAUCUAGCGCCGGUUGAUGGUACAGGAGAGACCGUGGCUGUGGUGAAUAGCCGUUGUUUAUGUGGCCUUGCCUACAAGGUAGGUUUUCAGCGGACAGUGUUGGACCUGUUCUCCUUCGUGGCCAGCGUGGGCAUAUUCAAACCGAUCGAACAGCCGUUGGUUGGGCAGCAGGCCUUUCGUCCGCCAUCGGGAACAUUUACUGACUGUGUCGAGUUCUGUUCCAAUUUCCGUGCCUCUGAGUGUUCGCACGCCAAAGAUGGGACUCGUGCUUUGCAUAUCCAGGAGGCCUAUGCUUGUGCUCCAAAGGUGACAUUUUGCUAA